AUGAAGCAGCAAGUGGUUGCGUUGUUCCUCCUGCGACUUGCGUUGUUAAUUGUAAGAUGUAAAGGAAAGCUAUACCCGAUACCCGAGGGAUGGAGAACUUUCAUCAAUGAGAGUGCCCCUGAAUCUCCAGGUGAUGGCAGGUCCGGAAGCUAUCGUUUGCUAAGCGCGGUCGCGGAAGGCAGGACUCCAAGAACACGCGAACUUCUGCUCAGCGACAAUGAGAAUUUUGGCUUAGCAUUCUUGAACUUCAACGGAACAAACAAGUACUACCUGGCAUUGAUGUUUGGCACUCGCAAUUCGUCCACAGCUGCCCCUGUCUGGAUAGCCAACCGGGACAUUCCAGUAACUGAGAAUUGCAUGCUUACCCGAGUGGAUGGCCGGUUGCAGCUGCUCGAUAGGAAUGGUUCUAUCGCGUGGUCCUCAGAGCAAAGCACUGCGUUCAUCGGCAUCGAGAAUUCGGGGAAUUUGCAGCUUUACAAUGAAUCUCGGAUCACCGUAUGGGAGUUUUUCGAUCAUCCGAGUAACGCACUCCUGCCAAAUCAAAAGUUAGUGACGGGACAGGUCCUGGUAAGUAACAAAGACGCUUCAGAUCCAAGCGAAGGUCCGUUUAUCCUACAAGUCGAGCCGAGUGGAAUGGUAGCGUACAUGCGCAACCCUCCAAAGGCAAAACAGCCGUACUUGUUAUGGAGCCUCACCGGAACGAGUUUAAGCUCAGCCACUGGAACCUGCGCAGGAUUUAGAACAGCAGUGAGUUUAUCAUCCGCAGGAGAAAUCAGCUUGGCAUACGAACCUGUAAGUAGUGGAGGUGGUAACCAGCAGCCGUGCGGCUCCUCCCGGAACGGAAAAAUAUUCCCAGGAAACACUACCAUGAGGUAUUUCCAGUUCGGAAACGAUGGAAUCAUCGUUUCUUUCAGGCGAGAAUUCGCCAAUGGAAGCUGGCAGCUAGAGACCUUAGAUCAAUAUUUCCAGCAACCGGUUCCAUGCGGGAGCUACGGACUGUUUGAGAGAGGAAAGCAGUGUCAGUGCUUCACCAAUGAAACAAACAACUCGACUACCUCGGUACCUGAAAAAUGCUCCAGGCCAGAAUGGUCCUCGCUUCAGAAUUGCAGCACCAGGUAUGAGACCGAUUUUGUCACCAUGGCAGGCACUUCAUACAUCACCGACAGCUACAAUCCUCCGAAUAGAACAGGUGCUCCGUUGGAAGAAUGCCUCGAGGAAUGCAAAUCCACUUGCAGCUGCGCUGCAUUCUUCUAUGACAGAGCACUCCAAAACUGUUUUUACGUGGAAGACGUUCUGGGAAGCUUGACACUUGAUCCAUCCAAGGCGAACCAGCUGGUGGGCUUUCUGAAGUACCAGAACUACUCCAGGUUGGUGCCUGUGGACCAUCCAAGAUCAGAAACUGCGAAGCAUAUAGUUAUCGGAGUUACCUCUGGAAGUGCUGCAAUUGCUAUUACAAUCCUCGCAGUGAUGUUCGCUGCCCUGCAUCGAAGAAACGUCUUACUCAGAGAGUUAAGCAGCUUUCUCACCCGUGUGGAGGCGUCACCUUUCCAAUUCUCAUACCGAGGCCUUCACUCCGCCACCAAAGGAUUCACAACCGUGCUGGGACAAGGAGGCUACAGCACCGUGUACGAGGGAGUUCUUGACAACAAGAUGAAGCUAGCUGUGAAGAAACUCAGCGCCCAACACGCACAGAAACAAUUCAUCGCAGAAGUCCAGGCCCUGGGAGGCAUAAGCCACAUCAACAUCGUCAAACUUCACGGCUUUUGUGCCGAAGCUUCACACAGACUGCUCGUCUACGAGUUCAUGCCCAAUGGCUCCUUGGACAGAUGGAUCUUCUCGGACAGCAAGAACAAACUGGACUGGAAACUUCGACACAGCAUUGCUCUCGACACUGCUCGAGGGCUGGCCUACUUGCACGAGGAAUCCAGAGACUCGAUCAUCCACUUGGAUAUCAAGCCACAAAACAUCCUCCUGGGUGACAAGUUUGAGGCCAAAGUGGCGGACUUUGGCAUGGCGAAGCUACUCAUGGACAAAGAUGAGAAUGGAGUUCUCACCGGAGUGAGAGGAACUCCAGGAUAUCUAGCUCCGGAGUGGCUCAUGCACUCCACAGCGACCAAGAAAUGCGACGUCUACAGCUAUGGGAUGGUGCUCUUGGAGCUCAUCGGCGGGAGGAGAAACCUGGAUUGCGCCAAGGUCGACACGUACUUCCCGGCCUGGGCCAUGAGGGAAGUCCAGAGAGGGAAUGCGAUGGAAGUGGUGGAUCCGAGCAUCCGAGCGUCGGCCGACGCGGCAAAGGCGAAGAAUUUGAUCCACGCAGCGUUUUGGUGUGUGCAAGAAGAUCCAGCAGCUAGACCUACGAUGGAUGCAGUGGUACGAAUGCUGGAGAGCGAGGAGGAGAUCGAGCCGCCGCCACUUACCUUCCAUUUCGAUGUCCAGGCGCCGGGGAUUCUCAGUAUCGCCGUGGAUGGCGAUGGCACCACAUUCUCCUAUCGUCAAGAACCCUAGCUGGAACCAAGAGCCCUAAUUUUUAAAUAGAGCUUUUGGCGCCAAGAUCAAUGAUCUUCGUUCUUGAGCAGGAUGUGCCGGCGCUCAACA
This is a messenger RNA of Selaginella moellendorffii, 2595 nucleotides long. Its product is annotated as G-type lectin S-receptor-like serine/threonine-protein kinase SD2-5. Gene Ontology annotation, molecular function: ATP binding; protein serine/threonine kinase activity. Lineage: Eukaryota; Viridiplantae; Streptophyta; Lycopodiopsida; Selaginellales; Selaginellaceae. The record is from RefSeq and is a predicted model, not a curated record. The transcript has a single exon. Bases 1 to 2505 code for a protein of 834 amino acids. Gene Ontology annotation, biological process: protein phosphorylation.